Molecule: messenger RNA, 1505 nt
Organism: Acanthopagrus latus (yellowfin seabream)
Lineage: Eukaryota; Metazoa; Chordata; Actinopteri; Spariformes; Sparidae
Gene: med18
Product: mediator of RNA polymerase II transcription, subunit 18 homolog (yeast)
Exons: 3
Coding region: 428-1057 (209 amino acids)
Biological process (GO): regulation of transcription by RNA polymerase II; termination of RNA polymerase II transcription
Cellular component (GO): mediator complex; core mediator complex
Molecular function (GO): transcription coregulator activity
Source: RefSeq, a predicted model, not a curated record
AAAUAGCUGUGCUCGAGUCCAGCAGGUGGCUGUAAUGCGCCUCAAAGUUGGAUGCCAAACACCGCGAAGCGAACAAGAGAGAGAAAUGUAGGAUGCUUUUCGUUUGCCGGCUGUGCUCGUUCUUCCUCUAAUAAAUAACCCAGUAAUUUGGUUUUCUUGGUUUUCUUUGAACCGGCUCUUUGUUCUCCCACAUAGACUGGGUAGCACAGCUUAGCUUUCUCGUAGCUAACUAAUGAUAUCAAACCGAGCUAGGUGUUAGCUAGCUAGCCGGCUGCAUAGCUACCAGCGGUUUGUUGACUGAAAAAGCGAGUGAGGCCUACCGGAUCCUCGGUCGUUACUGCGGAGGCUCUACCGACGACAGUGGACUGCUGCAUUUUGAUGUUCGGAGUGUUUCAGAUAUAAAAACCACUUAGUACCUGGGGAAAAGAUGGAAGCUCCACCAGUUACAGUGAUGCCUGUCACCGGGGGCACAAUCAAUAUGAUGGAAUACCUGCUGCAAGGCAGUGUGCUAGACCAGGCCCUGGAAAGCCUCUUGCAUCGCCUUCGAGGUCUGUGUGACAACAUGGAACCUGAGACCUUUACAGAUCAUGAAUUGGUUUAUCUUCUCAAGGGCCAACAAGGAAACCCUUUCAUCCUGCGUGCCCGACGCUCCCUCUCCCACCCAACGUCUCCAUGGCACCUACGCUACCUUGGCCAACCUGAAGUGGGAGACAAGAGUCGCCAUGCUCUGGUGCGCAACUGUGUUGACGUGGCUGCUUCUCACAGCCUGCCAGAGUUUCUGAAUGAGAUGGGCUUCCGCAUGGACCAUGAAUUUGUGGCCAAUGGCCACAUAUUCCGCAAAGGUGCUAUGAAAAUUGUAGUGAGCAAGCUGUCGCGCAUCCUUGUGCCGGGGAACACAGACAACACAGAACGGCUAUCACUUUCGUACCUGGUGGAGCUGAGUGUGUUGGCUCCUGCUGGCCAGGACACUGUUUCGGAGGACAUGCGCAGCUUUGCCGAGCAACUCAAACCCCUGGUUCACCUGGAGAAGAUUGACCCCAGCAAACAGAGACAUUGAAUGACAUCUUUGACUAUGAUGGACAAAUUAGACUUCCAUUUUUAUACCAUGUUUCCAUUCUCCCUUUUUCAUUAAAUACAUUGCAACUUUGACUUAAGUGCUACACUCCUGGUUGUUUGUUAUUUUACGUGGUAAUUGACUCUUGAGUGUCUACAAAAUGUUACUGCAUGAGUUUCCACCAUAGCAUGGUCACAAAAGUUUAGCCUUAUUACAGUUUCACCAAUGAAUACAGCAGAGAUGUGUUUAAAGUCAUUGCUAUUUAAUAUAAGUUAUUAAAUUCAUCGUAUAUUCAUAAGGGUGCACCUGCAGAAAUCCUCUCCUGUGCAGUAGAGUUUGCUAUGUGUAAAGAAGAAAAAAUAUUGCUGUGUUUGGAAAUGAAUAGAAGAAAUGUAAGAAGAUGGUGCCUGCAAUGAGUGUAAAGCAGUAAAAGAAUGCUUUGGUAAAAUAA